This is a messenger RNA of Prorocentrum cordatum, 790 nucleotides long. NCBI's taxonomy places the organism in Eukaryota, Dinophyceae, Prorocentrales, Prorocentraceae. The record is from the annotation of a GenBank genome assembly.
AGCACUGCGGCUCGAGCCUGUCAGUGGCUGUGGUUACCAGUGUGCGGCUGCGGCGGGAGCGGUGGCCUUUGGCGACAAUGGCGCCCAGCACGAAGAAGAGCCGCAAGGGCCUGGAGCCGGUGACGCGGGACUACACGAUCCACAUGCACAAGUUGUUGCACAAGGUACAGUUCAAGAAGCGCGCCACCAGGGCCAUCCGCGAGAUCCGCAGGUUCGCGACCCGGGCGAUGACGACGAAGGACGUGCGUAUCGACACUAAGUUGAACAAGUUUGUCUGGAGCAAUGGCAUCCGCAACAUCCCGAAGCGCAUCCGGGUUCGCAUGGCUCGCAAGCGCAAUGAGGAUGAGGACGCUACAGACAAGACGUUCACGCUGGUCCAGCACGUGGCAGUGGAGAGCUUCAAGGGCCUGCAGACGGAGACAGUCCGCGAUGACUGAGCUGGCCCGCGGAACGACGAGAACAGCCACAAGGGCAAAAUCGAUGUGGCCACAUCUGUGAGGUAAGAAAAUAUCGCUCCUGGCCCCUCCUCCGUUUUAUUAGAAUCGACGCAGCAUCCGUCCCUCCAUCCGUCGUUAGUCUGAUUUCGGUUUCGCUCGUCAAACCCAGACAUCCAGCAGUGUGGCUUGUUCUAGGCAUUGGCACGUCGACCUCAGACGAAGCCUGCGGCGGGUCCCCAGCUUGUAGCUCGCCCGCCCGAGGCCGCGCAGCGUGCCAUUCCCAGACGCCGCCGCCGCUCUGCCUCGUGCCUCCGUGCCCUCUCGACAGAAGGGCUCGUCUGGCGUCUGCGACG